AUGGCUAGCAGGGCGAUAGGACGGGCUACAGUUCGGGCGGUCACCUCCAAACGUCUGACACUACAAAAAGCUCCCGUAACUUUGACAACUAACGCUGUUAAAAAACUCAAACAGCUAAUGGCAGACAGGUUUUUAAUUGAUGCUAAAGCCCAGCUGACCUUGCUUGGGACAGAAAUGGAUUACCAUGAAGACAAACUGACGUCUGAGUUAAUCUUCAAUAACCCAAACAUCAAAGGCACCUGUGGAUGUGGUGAAAGCUUCAGUGUAUAA
This is a messenger RNA of Candidula unifasciata, 270 nucleotides long. Lineage: Eukaryota; Metazoa; Mollusca; Gastropoda; Stylommatophora; Geomitridae. The record is from the annotation of a GenBank genome assembly.